UCCCAUGCUCGCCUAUGGACACGCUAUAUGUCAGGGAAAGCUGAUAUGGUCCUUGUAUUCAGGUUCCGGGGUGCAAUACAUCUAGUGUUGGGAUGAUAUAACAGGGAAAUCAGCCGACAGUUUCGCAGUAGUGUUGAAUAUGAGCAGAUGGGAUGGAAGACACAGCGCGCGCCACUGAAAUAAUAGCGUCGCUGUAGUUUCAAGGGACUAACAGGAUACCAUUGGGCAUUAUACAUUUUCUCGGAGCGACUUUGGAAAUACAGAAAUUUGUGGCACAUGGCAGUUCAUUGAUUUUGCUCAAGCAGCGAUGAAUACAAUAGUCUUCAGUAAGCUUGAUCACCUGCGCUUUGAGGAAAGCGAAAAAAGUGUGGAAAGGACCAGCAGGAACUAUUUAGAUGUGAUCGACAGACACAAUCCAGAUUUACUGUCAAGCCACAAAGUGAUGGAUGACACCGACUCUCUCAAACACAGGAGAAAUGGUGGAGGGAAGGUGCGGCACAAACGUCAAGCCCUUCAGGAUAUGGCUCGACCCCUGAAGCAAUGGCUCUAUAAGCACAGGGACAACCCUUACCCCACCAAGACUGAGAAGAUACUGCUUGCUCUGGGCUCCCACAUGACCCUGGUUCAGGUCUCAAACUGGUUUGCGAAUGCAAGACGUAGGCUCAAGAACACAGUGCGACAGCCUGACUUAAGCUGGGCUCUACGCAUAAAACUCUACAACAAAUAUGUCCAAGGCAACGCAGAGAGACUCAGCAUUAGCAGCGAUGACACAGUAUCAGACGAUGAAGAGAACACUUUACAGAUGCAGACCAGUGAAUCAAACUUUAAUAGACCCCCGCACAAGAGUGUCAUUCAGGACAGUAGGGGCAAAGGGGUGGGACGAAGUACAGUUUGUAAUGAUUACGUCUCUCCACCGAAAUACAAGAACAGCUUGCUGAACCGUUAUUUAAAUGAUUCCCUUCGGCACGUAAUGGCCUCUGAAAAAGUUCUGGACUCUCGGAAGAGGAACCAUUCUGGAUCGUUUAGCUCCAACGAGUAUGAGGAAGAUCUUCUCUCGCCCUCAUCAUCAGAAGCCGAGGCAAACAUCACAUACCAUACAGUGACGUUGGACAGUGGCACACACCAGGGUGAGAGCGGUGCUCGUAAAGGCGGCAGAUGGGGAAAUAAUGAGACCUACUGGAAAGAGCUCCAUGCUGCCAUGGCCCUGACCAACCUGGCCCAAGGAAAGGAGAGUGCAGCUCCAGGCACCACCAGCUGUAUCAUCCAGAAAUCUUCCCAUAUAGCAGAGAUUAAGACUGUCAAAGUGCCCACACAACCCCGACAUUAGUGGUAAACAGACUGGACGGCAGUCUUAUAAACUGUAAUAGGACCUAAUUGUUAAAAGACUACCUGAACACUUGAGUAUGUAUGUAUAUGCAAUAAUGAUCUUGAAAACUAACCACAACAGCCUUUUCUGAGAGGAAAAAUAUAUGGUGAUUGACCAGUGUGCCUAUUUUUCUACCACUGUCUUGUGAAAAAUGACACAGCUUAGAUGGUUACACAUUUGUUUUUUGGACUGUACCACUGAAAACAGAAGUACAGAAAUCUAAACAAUUCUGAUUUGUACAGUCAUCGUUUCUGAAAUACACUUUUUGUCAGUGGCUGAAAUGUAAUAUAUUCAUUUAUGUAUUCAAUUUUUAAGUUAUGUUCAUUUUAACAUUAUUCGACGGAGGAUUAUUGUCAUCCUUUGACAAUGGUAUAUAAACAUUGUUGGAUUCUUGAGUUUUUAAAGUGGAGCUUAUAAAGGAACUUUCUAAUGUUUCAAAUAUUUUACCCCCGAGUGAA
Xyrauchen texanus (razorback sucker) is the source of this 1824-nucleotide messenger RNA. Its product is annotated as homeobox protein Mohawk-like. NCBI's taxonomy places the organism in Eukaryota, Metazoa, Chordata, Actinopteri, Cypriniformes, Catostomidae. Gene Ontology annotation, molecular function: DNA-binding transcription factor activity, RNA polymerase II-specific; RNA polymerase II cis-regulatory region sequence-specific DNA binding. The transcript is spliced from 7 exons. Gene Ontology annotation, biological process: cell development; regulation of transcription by RNA polymerase II; muscle organ development. Gene Ontology annotation, cellular component: nucleus. The coding region runs from base 308 to 1327 and encodes 339 amino acids. The record is from RefSeq and is a predicted model, not a curated record.